Diachasma alloeum is the source of this 8823-nucleotide messenger RNA. RefSeq lists its product as uncharacterized. Lineage: Eukaryota; Metazoa; Arthropoda; Insecta; Hymenoptera; Braconidae. Gene Ontology annotation, biological process: mitotic cytokinesis; regulation of cytokinesis; double-strand break repair via homologous recombination. Gene Ontology annotation, cellular component: lysosomal membrane; midbody; centrosome. Gene Ontology annotation, molecular function: phosphatidylinositol-3-phosphate binding; metal ion binding. The record is from RefSeq and is a predicted model, not a curated record. The transcript is spliced from 5 exons. Bases 123 to 7625 code for a protein of 2500 amino acids.
UGUGAGAGUUUUCAGUGUCGAGGAGAGAGAGAGAGAGAGGACUCGACUCGACUUGCAAAAAAAACGUGACAAAAAGUCAUAACAAAGGGAUUAGUGUGGGACAUGAGGUUUAUUAUUUCUGGAUGAUGUCAAGAGGGACUGGUGGUGUCGAUCUAGCCAGCUUCAUUAAAUCACAGUUAUUGUACACUGCUUGGGCUGUUAAACGCACGAAAAAUAAUGGCUUUUUUAAUCAGGGAGGAAACAUCGAGUUAAGUAGAUCAGUUGGACACUCGGUGGAGCCCACGGUCAGUUGGAAAUUGCGGUCGAUGCUGAUGGGGGAUCACGAGGGGAUGGACGUCCAGGGGAAGACUGAUUUGUUGAGGAGGAUCCUCUUGUUUAUUGAUCAUAAUUUGGAGGAAAAUGUCGAGAAGGAGCUCCUGUCUCUCUUCACGUCAAUUCUCUCCGCCCGGCAAGACCCCCCAGGCCCUCCCCCGCAGCUCUCCCCGUCGAGUCUAAAAUUCCUCGAAAAAAAUCUCCAUCAUCACGCACCCCUCGUCCACUGGACGAUCGACCAGCUCCUGUGCAUCUGGUCGCCAGUGUUCUCCCCCACAGACUCGUCCCUCCAAGACAUCUACCAGAACGCCCUAAAGGAAAUCCUGAAACCGGCGUCGAUCCACUCAUCGUCGGAAGCCCAGCGCUCCUCCCCCCCAGUGAAGAACCCGAAUUUCGUUAAUGAGGAGCACCUGGGAGUCCUCCUCUGCAUCCUCUCGAGGCUGAAUGUGACAGAGUCCAAGGAGAUGGCCCUGACCGAGUGGCUGAACCCUUCGCUCGUCAAGUCCUGCGCCUUCGAGGACGUCGAGCUCGCCUUCUACUCCAGGAAGGACCCCAAGUACUACAAGACCUGGCACAAGUUCCUGGACGACAUCCUCGCCCGAAGGAGGGCCCCCGACGCCCUGGAGCACGCCCUCAAGAUCACCUACGCCAUCUUCGCCCUGAGGGAGUCCAGCUCCCACCCCUGGGCUGACGAGCUCCUCCUCAGAACCAUAAAGACUAGAAACCACUGGCUGUCAGACAUCCUGAGCAUCUGCCACCUGCUCUCCCUGCACAACCGCCUCGACCUCAUCUCCAAAAUCCUGCAGAGCGAGUCCUUCCCCAGGUUCUGGGUCCUCAUCCUCCUGAAGGUCCUGGUGGAACCCUCAGAGGUCUCGGCAUCGGGACUCAAGUCCCUCCUCUCAAACUCCGAACUUAAGCUCCUGAACAUCGAAAUGUUCGAUCGACUGGAGAAGACUCUCCAGGAUCAGGUGGAGGUCCUGGACUGGAUCUCCAGGAGCUCGAGCUCCUCGACGAAGCCCUCUCCAAGGGCUGUGUUGAACCUCCUCAGGACGUCCUCGAUCCUCUCUGUCCUCAGGGCUUGCGUCGACCUCCACGAGACUGACCACGACGUCAGCCACUUGUUGACGGACUGUCCUGCCUCGAAGACGACCUUCCGAGCCUACUCCGUCAUGCUGCACCACGUCAGGGCGAUACUCCUCUGCGACAACUACAAUUCAGAGUUCGAGAGGGUCUCCGAGUGCUUCAGCCAGAUGGAGAAGCACCUGAAUAGUCUCAAUCCCUUGGCGAUUAGACUGGAAACCAUGGAGAACAUAUUCUCAAUGAUGUUCAUGAGGCACGAAGACUUCUCCGGGGACACGAUUUCCGACUGUGGAGAGGAUGACGAUGAUCCCCUUGACAAAAAAACGUGGGAGAAAGGGAAUCAGACUGGCUUCAUAUGUAACAAAUAUGCGAUUAGAGAGACUGUUCAUUAUCUCAACAGAUGUCUUUUCGUCGCGACGAGUGAUUUAUCGAGGGGUCAGGGGGAUGAAGGGCUUGAGGACAAGGUGUCAGCAAUGAAGAAGUGUCUGACUGAGGCGGUCUGGCGAUUGGAGCUGCUGACGAGCUCGGAAUUUCUCAAAAAACAGGGAUUACCAGAUUCGGGGGAACAGCCUGGGCCAGACGUCGGGGGCAGGGUCAUUAAUCAGGGAUGUCGGGAGAAUUUUUAUCGGACCAAUGAGAGCUCAGAUGAGAAUGAGAAGAGGAGUGAUGUGGAUGCCAGCUCCGAGAGCGGAUCGAUGGGGAAUUGUGGGUUUAAUCAGGGGGGGCGGAGGCGCAGGAGGUGCAGAAAUAAUUGGGGGAGGAGGGGGGGGAGGGAGUGCAGUCUUAAUUAUAUGCUGGCUACCACCGAGACACUGGUCGUCAGGUGUCUCUGGAAGAAUGAUUACGCCGAGGCGCAGAGGGUCAUUGAGACCCUCGGGAUGGAGAGCAGCUCUCUGGCAGGGGAAAUUAUGUUUUCUCGGGCGAUCAAAGGGUUUAGGGAAGACAUCAAGAAACAAAUGAUUUUCGAGACUAAGAGCGAUACUCCGACACGUUCAAAGCAUUCCACAAUCAAUAUAAUCCGUCAGGCAGUGAGAGAGGGUCUCCACUCCUCUCGUAAAACCAGUCAACUCGAGACUUUUCUAGCCUCGCAAGAGCCCAACAUCUCCCUCCUCUGUCACAGCUCCGCAAAUCCCCACCACCUGAUGACCCUCACCUCCCUAGACCUGACCCUGACCUCCUCCCACGACUACCUGACCUCCGAGAACCUAGCAGAAGUCACGAAGAAGCACUUCGAGUCCUCUGAAAAGCUCAGGAACACCCGCUACUUCGAUCUCUUUCAAACGAUCCACCAGCUCCUCCACGAGACGAGGCCCGAGUCCUCAAUCAUCAGGAUUAUCAAUGACGCGAGGUCCCCAUUAUCCGUCAAGGACUAUAAAAAACGUUUUCGGUACUGGUCAGACCUCGAGAACCACCUGAAGCCCCUCGAGGGUACGACAAAGCUCCUCGACCAAAUCGCGAACGUCUCACCAAAUCUCAAAACCGACUUCUCGAACCUCUUAUCCCUCUGCAAUAACGGAGAUCCGUACCUCCACAACCUCGAGGCGCACCUCGAGAUUCUCGCGAGCAUCUCCCCGCAGCCGGAAACCCCCGCGAACCCGUCCCUCUUGAAGAACUCCCUAGACUUCUACAUCGGCUACCAAAUAUUCACUCUGAACGUAGACCUUCAGUUGCUCGAAAAAAUCGCGAACGAUCUCCAGAUCAAUCUCGUCUACAGCAUCCUCGUGAACUGCUGCCCCAAGCUUCCGUAUCACAACCCCACAGAACCGGAAGUAUCCUCCGACAGGUGGGGAAUGCUCGUCCUCAAUCGGUUCAAAGCCCCCUCGCCAAUCCCUGAAAUGCCGACAGAUCCGAAUCAGUGCGUGAUCGACAUCCUGUCAGAACUCCUUGGCCUGAUCAAGGACUUGCAUUCCGACGCGUCAGUCCUAACGCACCCCAUGUUGGUCACCCUCUCGAGGAGUCAGGAAGUCCAAAAAGUCUUGAGAAAGACGGAAGAGCUGUCUUCUGUCGAUCUAAGCCACCUGUCCUUCGGCAACCACACGUUGUCGUUCUUCCUGAAUCUCUGGAAUCUUCUGUUCCUACACUCCGCGAUCAACAUUUGGGGUCACGACCCACCGCAUAACCAUCUCCGACACACGGUCUCACUGCGAACGAUCAGUUACGAGGUGGGGGAUCUCGGGCUCGUGACCAUUUUCAGUCUGAGGUCGAAAUUGCUGGGGACCUUGCCUGCCGACUACGGCCCGUGCUUCGAGUCCCAUGUCGAGGAGUUGAACGAGCCUGCCUGGCAGGACCUCGACCUCCAGCAAGACCCCAGGACCAUCUUCGGGAUGAUCAAUGAGUUCGAGGUGUCACCGGUCCUCAACAUCUACCACCCGGACAGCAUCAAUGAGGACUUGAACGCCGCGGUCCAAGGGUACCUAGACUUCUACACGGAAGGUGCAGGACAAAAAGGCGGACUUUCAGAAGUCUUCCAGAAGAUCCGGGACGACUCCUUCGCAGAUGGCGCUGCUGGGGCUGUCGGAUCGAACUACGUCUACGGCAUUAAGUUGAGAUAUUCGAGAAGUGAUGAGGGAUCGGGUGGGAUUGAGGGGUCCGGCGCUCCGGCGGAUGAUGCCUGGAAGACCCGAGAGAUCUCCCCGAACCUUCUACACUACCUCGAGAACCACUGCUGGCUACUGUGCUACCUAGUCCAGCGGAUCCACGAGAAAUCCCCGUCCUCCAAUUUCGGCAGCCGCAGGACAGCGGUCUUAGAAAGCCUUCUGAACUCGGCCUCAACCGAGAACUUGAAGCUGCUGUUCUCCGGCAAUAAAGCUCUCGCGGGUCUGCAGAACCACCUCCCAGUGAGGCGGCUCUGGGACAUCCUCGAGAGACUUCUUUCAGAGAAAAAGCUGAAGGAGUCCUUGCAGCUUUUGGCGAAUCUCCCUGACGCUUUUCUCCUCAAGACCCUGGAGAUUCAGAAGCUGAAGGACAAGAUUCUCUCUGAAAUGAUCGACAAUGAGGAUCCCAACAGUCCGGAGAUCCUGCAGUACGUCUAUCAGAUCCAGGAUGAGCAGACCUUGACCCAAGUGAUCCUCUCGAAGGUCAAGGUCUGGCCGGUGAGGACCUGCGAGGAGGCCCUCAGGCACGUCCUCCAGCACUCCCACAACAAAAUCCCGUCGCACUGCAGAUCCUACCUCAACGAGAUCCUCUGCAGGGUCAUGGUCUUCGACAAGAUGCUUCCUUACUUCAAGAACCAAGUGGAGAAGUCCGAGCAGAACUGGUACAACGUCGUAUACAGAACCGAAAAGACUGAUCCGACUAAGAUCGUGAAGUCUCUGAUCGAUGCACAGCAGUUCGAACUGUGUUUAGAGUGGCUGGAGUACCAGACAGCAUCCUCAGACAUUCACUCAUUGGUGUCGCAGGACCUCUUCCUGGGGCUCCUGAGCAACAGAGAAGACGACUUCAAGCACGCCCAGAAGCUUCUGAGUGCUCUGCCCCUCGGGCAAUCCCAGAAACUCUGCAAAGGAGUCAUCGAGAAGCUGCAGUCGACGGAAGCCCUGAAGUUCGUCGUCUCCUACCUCUUGGCCAAUUCCGCGGACAAAGAGAAAUACAAGCGAGGAUCACUUGGUGUCGAUCUUCUGGCGAUACUGGACCCCAAGGAUCGAGGGCACUACGUCCACCUGAUCACCGAGCCCCUCCUCCUCCUGGAGCAGCUCCUUAUGAACUGCAAGUUCGAUAACCUCAAGAGGAUUCUGAAGACGCAGACGAGACAGCUGAAAGCCCUGGGCUUCACGAUCGAUAAAUUCGACAAGAUCGUGAGGUUCUACGCGAGAAAGUCCCUGGACCUGAGGGUUGCCACUCAACGGGACCAGUCGGACACGUCUAGGCUGAAGGAUCCACCAGGACAGGCCCCGGACUUCGUCAUGCCGUUGCACGCGCCAACUCGUGAAGAAUGGAUUCCAAAUGACAAGGCCAGGGAGUGCAGCUGCUGCAGGAACGUCAUCUUCUCGAUGUUCAACAGAAGGCACCACUGCAGACGGUGUGGCCGAGUCGUCUGCGGAUCCUGCUCCAACCAGAGGAUGAUGGUGGCCGGCUACGCCAAUUCCGUCAGGGUCCGGAUCUGCAACGACUGCAAGAAACAGACGGCUCAGCUCCAGGCGGUCCCCUCGACCUCCAGCAGCGAGUCCUUCGACUGCUGGAAGCUGACGACUGACGAGGGUCAUAACAAGACGUUGAGAGAGGAAUUCUGCUUUGAGUACGCGCCCAACAUAUCUCUCUGUCUAGCCAUCCUCAAUCUUCAUUCCGAUCACGAGGCCUACGCCAACUUCCUGCAGGAUCGCUGCGACGAGAUGAAGCGACUGCUCUAUCCCGACACGAAAGGACAGAUCAACCGCGAGAUCGAUCACGCCUUGAUCAUCAAGAUGAUCAGGUCGCUGUUGAUCGCGGCCAAGGUCAAGUGUGCGCGGCUGGGGCUGAACACGGGACUGACCCAUUGCGAUCGGUUUCUGUCGCAGGUCGAUCUCAUCGACACGUUGGUGCAGUCGGACUGCUUGUCGCUGCUGCCACGGGACGAUUUGAAUGAGCACACGUUCAGAAGACUGAGGGAUCUCCUGACGGAGAAGGAGCAGUGGAUCCUCGCCUUGGACGUCAGUACGAAAUCGGGGCUGGACACUCAGGGGGUGUGGGCUGCCUGGGGGAAGGCUUGCCUCAAGGUCGGGUACUACGAGCGGGCUAGGGAGAAGUUCGUCCAUUGUCUGGAGAAGGUCAGCCAGGAGGACUUUGACGACUGGGUCCUCCUGCCGCACCCGUCGCCGAAGACCAAUCGAAGUGAACUCAAGGCCAUCAAGAGUCGACCCAGCAAGGACCCUCCGCUGGUCGCGGAGAUCCUCCAGAUCCUGGAGAACUCGAACUCCACUGAGCAGUAUUCGAAGGCUCAGACGACUCACGCCAAGAACUCGACAGCUCAGGAGAUCAUGAACACCCUGGGGAAUCUCAAGGCGAUAUCUCACGGGCAGUACGCCGUGCCGAAGCUCACGUGCAGCAGCAAGAACAUUCGGUAUCAGGAGAGCCUGUACUACCUCCUCAUGUACGGCAGCUGUAACUCGAUUCUGGAGUUCUUCAUCCGUCAUGACGACCUGGACAAGUGUCUGACGUACACCCUGGAGAACGAGGUAGACCCGGAGGUCUUCUUCAACGUGGCCAUCAUCGGUUGCCUCAAGGCCGGGAAGCUCGGGAAACUGUGCGAGACCAUGAGGUCGAGGGACGCGACCCUGAUGACCUGGAAGAGGUACCUCAUCGCGACGUGUCUCUAUCUCGAGCGAAAGCAGCUGAUGAACACUCUCUAUCAGUUUCAACUCUUCAUGAAGGACUACGUGAGGGCUGCCAUGACUUGUAUUAAAUUCUACGUGACGGAUGCCACGACUUACGCCGAUCUGUGCACUAGGACUCAUUUUCUGACGGAGGCGCAGAAGCACCUGGAGUCGGAGCUGCAGGUGGAGAACUUUGGGAAGAAGAGGCGGAAGAGUGUUUCGUCGAGUCUGAGUGGACCCUCGGGGUCGUUGACGAUGGAGAUGGACCCGUCUGAGAUCGAUAAGCAUGUUAACACGAUCUCCAGGCAGAUGGAGAUCGCCAAGUUCCUGGGGAAUUGUGAGAAGGAGGGGAGGAAUGUCAACGAUUACUUGAGCAAGCUGUCGUACAUGGAGUCUGAGGGACUGCAGCCCAGAUCUGUGCCGACUCUCUUCGGCAAUCAGAAGGAGAGGACGCACCUGGCUGUUUUGGCUAUUCUGUGUGGGAGGGACGUCGAGGAGGGGUUUGGCUUUGCCUUCAGGAUCAUGCAGGAUUACUACCUGUCGCCGCAGAAGGUUUACUCUCUUGUUGGACACAUUCUGGCGUUGGACAAGAGGGUGGGGUCCAUUGAGCAGUUGAUAAAGUGCUGCAGGAGCUCAGGUGCACCGAAUUCUCAGGUCAUUUCUGACAGAGUUCUGGCGCACUGUGUCAAACUCCUGUUGGACAAGUCCAAGGCUGAAGCUUCUCCCAGUCCGAAGGAUCAGAUCGACAGUUUGAUCAGGAUUAUCAACGAUGUGGAGAUGAAGAUUGACUCGUAUAUUGAGAGCAAGCAGCUCAAGGCUGCGUAUCUACUGGCUGUUAAGCACUCUAGGGGUCAGGACAUCAGGAAAAUUCUCAGGGAGGCGGAUAGACUGGGCCAGGGGGCUAUCAAAUCGAUCUGCACCAAGUGGCUUCAACAAGCUAAGAAAUAAUCCAGUAAGUCCAUUAAGUCAGUCGUUAUGCAUUUGUUUUAAUCAAAGAUCAGAAGUUACAACGCAUUUCAUUAAUAAUUAACAAGAAUUACGAAAACUGCCGAUUUUUUCACUGAUGAACAUCGAAAUGAUGCUUUUUGAGAUUUCCUUUGUUCGCACUAAAAGGGCGGAAACAUAGUCUGUGAUAUGUAAAACACACACGUGAUAUGUUCGUAUAAAAUAUAUUAUAUAUUUAUGAAAAUUAGGUUUAAUAAUGUAUUGUUUUGCAAAAAAAAUCUCAAUAAAGACGCGCUCGAAAUGGUCUUUUAGUCUAGAUUAUCCUAGGGUUGAACGAAAAAUCAUUGUAGAAAUUGUUAAUCAAGAUGAACAGUAAUCAGUGCAUUGAGCAAUUUCGGUCGUGAUUCCUCCUGAUAAUACAUUAUUUACACAUGGAAUGUGAUUGAUGGAAUGUUCGAUUAAAUUCGAGAGUGAAGCGGACUAGCAGCUCUUGGAUACAAAAAUAGAGAAAAUCAUUUUCUCAGAUCAAAGAUUGCUAAAUUUCUCCUACGAAAAAAAAACUAGCGGCGCGUACGUGGGGCCUAUGGCACAGCCAUAGCUGAUCCGGCGGGACUGGAGUCGCAGUUAUGACUCCUCCGUGACUUUAGCCGGCGAGGGACAGUCUGGGAAGCCGUUCUCCGCCUCGUCCUCGUAAUCGUGACCGUCAAUCAGUCGUCGUUCGUACUUCUCCGCGAACUUGGGGUCGAUGUUCUUGAUGGACGUCAGGAGGGACUCUUUGUCCUGCUGCGACCAGUUCUGGCACCACUCGCGGAAUAAUUUCACUCGGCACUGGAAGAGGCUCGCCGGCCUGGCGCCCUCUUCGUUGCAGUUGAGGGUUUCGAUGCUCGGGACUAGGCCGUUUACGAGGUCACGGGGACCGCAGCAGGUGAUUAGGACACCCAGGAAGUCGCCGCGCUGCAUCUCCGACCACUCCUGGAACCACUCGACUAGGUAACGGAGCUGCGCUUGAUUCGAUAUUGGAUUUGUUGACGACAUUUUUUUAUCUGGAAGGAGAAGGGUUCGAUUUGAUGAUGAUUUUAAGUAGCUGGUUUUCAUAAUGAACUGGCGAUGGGCUUCUCAAUGUCAUUUUGCACGUCAUUCGAGGUGGGCAGUAUCGAAUCAACUACGCGAGGCAACGGUUGCAAACUAGAUGGGGGAGGGU